AUGGCCGACCCAACCCCGGCCGCUACCCCGCCUCCAGCGCCGAAUGCGGCGCCAAAACCAACCCCGAACCCGGCAUUGCGCAUGCUCGGGCUGCCCGCCUUACCUCGAAAACUCCCUUCCCGGAACUGGAUGAUAUUCUGGACCAUCUCGGGUGCCAUUACAGCCGGUAUUAUCUACGACAAACGAGAAAAGAAAAGGGCAAUUGCAAAAUGGUCGCAUGCCGUGGAGCAUCUGGCCAAAGAGCCAGUACCCGACAAAAUGGGCCUAGCACAACCCCGCAAGCUCACCAUCUACCUCUCAAAUCCGCCCGGUGAUGGCCUACGCGUGGCCCAGGACCACUACACCGAAUACGUUAAGCCGAUUCUAGCGGCCAGUGGAUUGGACUGGGAGUUCGUACAAGGCCGCAAGGAAGGCGAUGUUCGUGCCUAUGUUGCCGAGCGAGUGCGCAGGAUCCGACACCAAGGGGAGAAUGGUGGCCAGCCGGACCCGACAAAGGAGCCUACGAAGGAGGAGUUUAUUGAGAACUUCCGUAGGGCGCAAGGCAUCCAGGACUACGACGGCGUGCGCGGCGAUAUCGUCAUCGGGCGGCAUACAUGGAAGGAGUACCUCCGCGGGUUGCAUGAGGGCUGGCUGGGUUCUCUGACCGCACCAGGGACAAUACCACCUCCGGAUGUAACUCAAGACGCCCAGGCUGGCGUGGCACUUACUGAGGAUACGUUCGGCGAGGGGUCUGAGGAGAGGCCUGUUGAGGACAAACCAGCCGAAGAAAAGCCCGUUGAGAAGCCAGCCGAGGAAGAGAAACCCAAGAGGCCACCCCAACCAAAACCCCAUAACACCACAGCCGACUAUCCCUCAGCAAUCCUCCCCGCUCUCACACCCCAGGAGUUCGACCCCUCCAUGCCCAUCCGGCAACCCCACCUCCUCGGCUUCCUCAACACCCCGACCCGCCUCUACCGCUUCUUCAAUCGCCGGAAGCUUGCCGACGAGAUCGGCCGCGAAGUCGCUGCCGUCUGCCUCAGUGCUGCCCGGGAGUACCGCCAGCUGCCCGCCGAGGCCGACGACGCGAGUCCAACGAGCACAUCCGCUGCGGUCAGGUACGAACAGCAAAAGGAGCUGGAGUGGGAAGAGAAAGAUUGGGUCAAGUCGGUUUGGAAAGAGGACGAACCCAAGGCCGACAAUGCCGCUGCGACUGCUGCGGCCGACGAGAUUCCCGAGAGGAUCCGUGCGAAGCCCAUUGUGAUGGACUGGCGUAUUGCUGAGCGUAUGCGCCGAUUCGAGCUCACACCUGAGGAUGAGCAGCGGAUAAACCGGAUUGUGGUGCCCGAGGAGGAGGUCGAGGGCUGGACCAAGGGGAAGCUCCGGAAGCUAUACCGUUGGGGCAAGAAGAAGGCGUUUGAGAAGGAAAAGCGGACGCCGCUGGAUGACAGUGACGUUGAGUAA
Molecule: messenger RNA, 1440 nt
Organism: Dichotomopilus funicola
Lineage: Eukaryota; Fungi; Ascomycota; Sordariomycetes; Sordariales; Chaetomiaceae
Product: mitochondrial import inner membrane translocase subunit Tim54
Exons: 2
Coding region: 1-1440 (479 amino acids)
Biological process (GO): sphingosine biosynthetic process; phosphorylation
Cellular component (GO): membrane; cytoplasm; intracellular membrane-bounded organelle
Source: RefSeq, a predicted model, not a curated record